Molecule: messenger RNA, 2507 nt
Organism: Trifolium pratense (red clover)
Lineage: Eukaryota; Viridiplantae; Streptophyta; Magnoliopsida; Fabales; Fabaceae
Product: probably inactive leucine-rich repeat receptor-like protein kinase At5g48380
Exons: 3
Coding region: 592-2397 (601 amino acids)
Biological process (GO): protein phosphorylation
Cellular component (GO): membrane
Molecular function (GO): protein binding; protein kinase activity; ATP binding
Source: RefSeq, a predicted model, not a curated record
ACUUCACUUUUCCGCUGAAUGUGUCAAGAAUGUUAAGAUAGAAAUUAAGAUAAACGCAAAUCUCUUCUAACUUAAUUGAAGUUCUGGAUUUGAUCCUUGGUUUGGUUAAAAAUUCUUUGGAAAUACUCAUUUAGGUCCAUAAGACUCGAGGGAUUGGUUUCUAAGGUUGCGUGCGGAGAAUAUUCGGCUCACACAAAAAAAUUUAAGAUAAUACUAAUGUUUUUCUAACUCGUUCCACAAGCAAACUAAACAAUGUCUUUGUCUUUGAAUUAUGCAAACAUUUGAAAACUCUAAUCUAUUAGUACUAUUGUCUGUUUUAUCCUAUCUUUCUUUGAAAAUUCUAACCAAUGCCCUCAAAGUCAAAUUAUGAUAGUGUUUUCCUUGAGAUUGACUUAGUCAGUUAGCGCUUUUAAAGACUUCUUUGCAAACAAAAUAAUUUAAAAUCUCAAUAUAUAUUAUAGAAACCAAAGUUAGAGUUUAACUUGUUAGAUGUUGUUAGUUUGGCUUGUAGUUUGUAGGUAGCAGCUCAAAGUUCCAUUCAUGUUGAGCUAAGGUGAAGCUUACAGUCUCAGUUUUUGUAUCUGCAUUAAAAUGGCUUUUCAAAUAAAAAGGGAUUUUCUAUUCCAAAUAUUCUUGUUCCUCAGUAUGUUAAUGGCUGGUCAGAGUACCGAUACUGAUAUCUUGUGUUUAAAAUCCAUUAAGAAUUCCUUGGAAGACCCAAACAAUUACUUUCAAAAUUGGAACUUCAACAACAAAACCGAAGGUUUCAUAUGUUGGUUUACUGGUGUUGAAUGCUGGCAUCCUGAUGAAAAUAGAGUACUAAAUCUCAAACUAUCUAACAUGGGAUUGAAGGGCCAGUUUCCGCGUGGUCUUCAAUACUGCUCUUCAAUUACGGGCGUAGACCUUUCUCUCAACGAGCUCUCAGGACCCAUCCCAUCUGAUAUGUCAACCAUACUCAAAUAUGUUACUGCCAUGGAUAUCUCUGGUAACAAAUUCACUGGUGAAAUUCCGAUAGAUUUUGCAAACUGCACUUACCUGAAUUCUCUUAAGCUUGACCGCAACAUGUUAAGCGGUCAUAUCCCCCAAGAAUUUUCCCUGCUUAAUAGGCUUAAAGUGUUUGAUUUUUCUGACAAUGAUUUGUCAGGGCCAGUGCCGAUGUUCCAAAGAGGAGUAGUUUCUAAUUAUGCUAAUAAUUAUAAACUUUGUGGAGGAGUGUCUUUGGCACCAUGCUCCGGUGACAAGUUCCAUCAAGCAUUAAAGGGUGGCCUCAUUGUUGGUUUUGCAUUAUCAUUGACUUGUUAUAUUGUGGUUACUUAUUACAUCUCCUACUCCAGUUCUGUACCUCAUGUGCAAUUGAAGAAGAAGAAGUACAGAAACAGCCACCUAAACAAGGUUAAAGAGCUAGGAAAAUAUAUUUCCUCCAUCACAAGCAAGGGGACACAAAGCAUAGCUAAUCAUAUGCACGAAUUGCUACAUCCGCAGCUGGUGGAGAAAGGAAGCAAAGAGAUCUCUAUGCUAAUGGAGAGACUGACUUCAACAAUAUGGUUGGAAGAACUGCGCGACGCAACUGAUUGUUUCGCCAUGGACAAUGCCAUUGGGGUAGGAAAGAUGGGAAUGAUGUACCAAGGAUUUCUGCCUAAUGGUCAGUUACUAGCUGUUAAGAGACUAUUUGACUCUCGGUCAUUUAAACGUCAAUUCCUUUUGGAAACAGCGAUUUUGUGCAAGUACAGACACAAAAAUAUAGUUCCCCUGCUUGGGUUUUGCAUUGAAGAGAAGGAAAGGCUUUUGGCAUAUGCAUACAUGUCAAAUGGAAGGCUUUCCAAAUGGUUACAUCCUUUGGAAAGUGAAGUCAUAAGAUUGAAAUGGCAUGAUAGGAUCAAAAUUGCACUUGGAAUAGCAAGAGGCUUAGCAUGGCUACAUCAUACAUGUGAUUUUGGCAUUGUGCAUUUUAAUAUAUGUUCACAAUGCAUAUUGCUAGAUGAUAAUUUUGAACCCAAAAUAUCCAAUUUUGGAGAGGCCAAAUUUAUGAAUCCCAACAUUGAAGAUCAUCUAGGGGUGAUAUUUAAAGUGAAUGAUGGGAAGAAGGAUGUUUAUGACUUUGGAAGUGUGCUUUUAGAAUUGAUUACAGGAAAAACAUAUAAUGAAUUAUCACGUUCAUAUGACACUUAUAAUCUUUGCAGUAACCCUUUGAGUUUUUAUAAUGUAAUUGAUAAAUCUGUGACUGGAGAAGGACUUGAAAAUGAAGUUUGUACUCUCCUAAAGAUUGCUUGUGAGUGUGUUCACCCUUUCCCUGACCAAAGGCCAACAAUGCUUGAAGUUUACAACAAUAUGAAAAAUGUAAGGAUGGAUCGAAACGAUUAUGGUGGUGAAGAGUCAGACACAUUAAGGGGAUUAUAAUUUGCUUCUUCUCUUAUUAUAGACAAAAUUGUUAAGUUUUGAAUAAUUAGAUCAAAUAUAUAUGUAUCCACAAGCUUCUUUAUGUCAGGAAAGAAAAAAAGUUUACUCUA